AACAAACACUUAAGUAUACUUCUACUAAAAGAAAAAAUGAGUAAAGAAUUACAAGUUAAUAUACCAAUAAAGGUUCUUUGGAAUUAUGUGUCAUCUAAAUGGGAUAUUAGAUCUGCUGAUAUUAUGGAAAAUAUAAGUUUUGAUACUAGUGAGAAAGACUUUGUAUUACCAGAAGAGUUUGCCCAGUUGCUUGCUGAAGAAGGAGAAAAAAUUAAAAGACUAGAUAAAAAACGUUCAAAUAAUGAAAUUAAGAAGAAAAUAUUAUUAAAUUGCGGUGUUAAAACAAGAUCCAAGUCUAAUUCCAUGUCCUUUCUUGACCCGAAGGACGGUCUCAAUGAGACAAUUCCCUCAACAUUAUUAAAAAGCUCUCCAGCUAAAACAAAUGGAGUUGGAUCUGACAAUGUCCCAUGUACUAGAAGACUAUUGCGUUCCAAUGGCAAACUAAAAAAUAGUAAACUUGAUGAAAAAAACAAGUUAAAAUACUGGGAACAGUUAAAUAAAACAUCAAAGCAGUCUAAAGAAGUGGAGAAGAUUGAAAAAAUCUCAAAUUUUAUAGGUCGAAAAAAAAAAAUUAGACACGAGUCAGAAUCUAGUUUUUUUUUCUGAUAAUACCAAACAGUGUAGGAAUUAUAAAAAUAAUUUAACAGAUUUAACCAUUUCGAGAUAUAACAUCAUUAAGCAGGUGAUCUUGUAGCAACAAAAAUUCAUAAAAUUUAAAAAUGACAAAUGACAGUGUCAAUAUGACACACAAAGUACCAUUUAAUUAAAAAAUAAAUACAUUUAAUUAUAAAUGUUCAAUUUAACUGAUAACAUUUCUUUAAAAAAACAAUG
Acyrthosiphon pisum (pea aphid) is the source of this 831-nucleotide messenger RNA. RefSeq lists its product as uncharacterized. Lineage: Eukaryota; Metazoa; Arthropoda; Insecta; Hemiptera; Aphididae. The record is from RefSeq and is a predicted model, not a curated record. The transcript is spliced from 3 exons. The coding region runs from base 37 to 606 and encodes 189 amino acids.